Molecule: messenger RNA, 2004 nt
Organism: Cokeromyces recurvatus
Lineage: Eukaryota; Fungi; Mucoromycota; Mucoromycetes; Mucorales; Mucoraceae
Product: carbamoyl-phosphate synthase L chain, ATP binding domain-containing protein
Exons: 8
Coding region: 1-2004 (667 amino acids)
Molecular function (GO): ATP binding; metal ion binding
Source: RefSeq, a predicted model, not a curated record
AUGGCAGAUGAAGCCUACUAUAUCGGCCCUUCAAUUGCAUCUGAGUCGUACCUGAAUGGAAAUAAAUUAAUUGCUAUUGCUAAAAGAUCAGGAGCAAAUGCUUUACAUCCAGGCUAUGGCUUUCUUUCUGAGAAUGCAGAUUUUGCAGAUCAAGUGAUUCAAGCAGGAAUUCAUUUCAUUGGACCUAAUCCAGAUAAUAUCCGUACUAUUGGUGAUAAAAUGGCUGCAAAGGCUUUUAUUAAACAAAAUAUUUCUUCUAUUCCAUUGAUCCCAGGAUAUAAUGGAGAAGAUCAAUCCAUUGAUCGAUUAGAACGAGAAGCUAAAAGAAUGGAAUUUCCUAUUCUUUUAAAGGCUUCUGCUGGAGGUGGUGGGAAAGGUAUGCGAACUGUUUAUGAAACUAGCAAGUUGAAAGAAGAAAUUGAGGCAGCUCAAGGUGAAUCACUUCGCGCUUUUGGAUCUGAUAAACUCUUGAUUGAAAAGUAUUUUGAAAGUGUUCGACAUGUAGAGAUUCAAAUCUUUGGAGAUAAGUAUGGUCAUGUUUAUCACAUUAAUGAACGUGAUUGUUCCAUACAAAGAAGAUAUCAAAAAGUAGUCGAGGAAACACCUUCACCUGCACUUGAUGAAAGCCUUCGUAAAGCUAUGACAAAUGCAGCUAUUGAAUUAGGCCGUAAACUAGCUUAUGUUGGUGCCGGUACAGUUGAAUUUAUUGUGAAUGAGAAAUCAAAAAAAUUCUAUUUUUUAGAAUUGAAUACUCGUCUUCAAGUAGAACAUCCGAUUACAGAAGCCAUUUCUGGACUCGAUUUAGUUGAAUUACAAUUCCUUGUUGCUCAGGGCGCUAAUUUAAAAGAACUUGGUAUUCUGGAUAAUAUACAGUUUCAAGGACACGCUAUUGAAGUUAGACUUUGUGCAGAAGAUCCUGAUCAUGACUUUGCUCCACGUACAGGCAUCAUCCAUAAAUGGACUCCAGCAACUAGUUUGCAGUCCUUGAAAGGCGUUCGUUUUGAUACAGGUAUAGAAGAUGGUUCGGAAAUUUCUAUCUUUUAUGAUUCCAUGAUAGCUAAAAUCAUUGUUCAUGCACAUACACGCCAAGAAGCCAUCCGCCGCAUGACAAUGGUAUUAGCUCAUACUGUCAUCGUAGGUAUAACUACAAAUCAAAAGUUCCUCCUAGCUAUCAUGAACAACCCACGCUUUCAAUCAGGUCUAUUUGAUACCAAUUUUAUUACAUUGGAAAAAGAUAGUUUGUUCCCCACUUCCACGUAUCCUGAUGACGUAAAAAAUAGUAUCCUAGCUGCCUUUUUGUUCGAUUGGAUCUUACGUCGUAAUAGGCAGAUAUAUCUUAGAAACAUUCAACCUGGUUGGCGAAAUGUUCAAUGGCGUUAUCAGCGUCUUAACUUUGCUAUUGGGUAUGAUAACAAACGUGAGGAGGUUCAGGUUCAAUACGAUUAUUUAGGCGAUCCUGAGCAUAGAAAACACCAUUUAUUUAAAGCUCAAGUACUUGGCAAACAAGCAAUUCGACAAGAAGAAGAUGCAAGUGAAUUACCCAUCUCAAUCACUCUUUUUGAAACUGAAUUACAAAAGGAGGUGACCAGUCCAAAAGGUAUCAUCGGCGGUAAAGGUCUUUUACGUUGUACUAUAGAUGGCUCUCAACACUAUUUUUAUAUUGCUGAAGAUAUAAAAGAUGUAAACGAAAAAAUUAUUUUUGUUCACGAUUUUAUUCGUGGAUAUCAAGUUGAAUUGGCUAAGGUGGAUCGUCAUAAAAGCAAAAUUACUAUAUCCGAAGAUGAUCGAACUAUGCCUUAUACAUCUUCUAUGCCAUGUCGUAUUCUUAAAAUUAUUGCUCCUACAGGAACCAUUGUUAAAAAGAACAGCCCUCUUUUAUCUAUUGAAUCAAUGAAAACGGAAGUUAAAAUCCUUAGUCGUCAUAAUGGUGUUGUUACAAUGAGAGUAAAAGAAAACCAGCUAGUUGAUGCUAGAGUACUUUUGUGUUCUAUUGAUGAAAAAUAA